AUGACCCACCCUUACGAACACCCGAAGGAGAAGGCGAAGGCCCCUCCCUGCGCGUCCUCGUCCACGGCCACGCUCGUGGCGAACAGCAGCUUCUCAAAGUCCACAAUCACGCUUGUGGGGGGCAGCGACUUCUCGGCGUCCAAAUCCAUGCUUGUGGCGGAAGAGAAGGGGAAGACUCCUCUCUCAGCGUUCCGGUCUACGUCCACGCUCGUGGAGGACGAGACGAAGAAGAUCUUUUCGUGCGCGUUGGUGGCGGAAGAGAAGGAGAAGGGCCCUCCCUCCGCAUCCUGGUCCACGGCCACGGCGGACAAGCGCUUUUCAGCGUCCACAUCCACGCUCGUGGAAGACGAGACAAAGAAGAUUUUUUCGUCCGCGUUUGUGGCGGAAGAGAAGGAGAAGGAUCCUCCCUCUGCGUCCGCGCACGCGUCCACAUCGGACACCGGCCCCCAAAGUCGCGCGCCUGCCGCCGCUGGGGCCAUAGGUAAAGCCAAGGGUCGGAGUGACAUCCAUGGUUGCUAUGACGUGUACAAGACCGUGUUGGACGGGCUGAGCAACAACAGCCCUGCAAACAAACAGGAAGGGUUGCUGGUACUACCCCCCUCCGCCGUGACAGUGUUUGAACGUCUGGAUAAAUCGGCGUCAUGGACGGUGUUGGAUGGCCCCGACAGUAUUGCAGAAAGUCGCACGAAGUCGCCUUCGCAAGAUUCGAAAGCGUGGACGAACGCCCGUGCCUCCUCGCCCCCCGAGCGCUGUCCUCCGCCCAAAUUACCUUUCAAGGAACCCGGCGCGCGGCACAGAGGGCGCAGGAUGCAGGAAUAUAUCUUCACCGAAGAUGACGAGGCAGAUAUCAGGAAGUAUAGCGAACAGGCUCGGGAUCUUCGGGAACAGAGGCAGCGCACAGCUAUGGAAGGCCUCCCCGCGUCUGCCACUACGAGCCAGUCUAUGCAGGGAGGUGGGGUUUAUGCGGGCGAAGAUGAACGCUCGUAUGGCGGCCCUCCAGUUCAACGUACAUUAUUUCUUUCGCGGUCACUCUACCGCAAAGGGGAGCCCAAUGCCGGGACGCCUCAUGCCCUUGACUCUCAGCUAGUUUCUCGCAGCAGAAUCGAAAAGGUCUGGGAGGAUCAGGGUGCCCGAGAUGGGGCUGACUCCAGCGACGGCGAGAACUCGUUCGAAACCGCCGCCGAGGGCGAUAUGCCCGGCGAUGACCCAACUGUCGACGGAACGGGUCAUCGCGCAGACGAGAAACGGCACGAGCGAUAG
Trametes versicolor FP-101664 SS1 is the source of this 1260-nucleotide messenger RNA. RefSeq lists its product as uncharacterized. Bases 1 to 1260 code for a protein of 419 amino acids. The record is from RefSeq and is a predicted model, not a curated record. NCBI's taxonomy places the organism in Eukaryota, Fungi, Basidiomycota, Agaricomycetes, Polyporales, Polyporaceae. The transcript is spliced from 4 exons.